AUGAAGUUGAACAUUUCGUACCCGGCCAAUGGGUCGCAGAAACUUGUCGAAGUCGAAGAUGAGCGCAAGCUGCGCGUCUUCAUGGAGAAGCGCAUGGGCAACGAAGUCCCCGGUGACAGCUUGGGAGAUGAAUGGAAGGGCUAUAUCUUCCGCAUCACCGGCGGUAAUGACAAGCAAGGCUUUCCCAUGAAGCAGGGUGUCAUGCUCCCUACUCGUGUCAAACUCCUCCUUGCCGACGGCCACUCCUGUUACCGACCUCGACGAACCGGUGAACGCAAGCGCAAGUCCGUCCGUGGCUGCAUUGUUGCUCAAGAUCUUUCUGUUUUGGCUCUUUCCAUCGUCAAGCAGGGCGAGGGUGAGAUUCCCGGUCUCACUGAUGUGGUCAACCCCAAGCGCCUCGGUCCCAAGCGUGCCACCAAGAUUCGAAGAUUCUUCGGCUUGAGCAAGCAAGAUGAUGUCAGGAAAUUCGUCAUUCGUCGCGAAGUCGUCCCCAAGAAAGAGGGCGCCAAGCCAUACACCAAAGCCCCCAAGAUCCAGAGACUCGUCACUCCCCAGCGCAUGCAACACAAGAGACACCGCAUCGCCCUGAAGAGAAGACGCGCCGAGGCCGCCAAGGAUGCUGCGAACGAGUACCAUCAGCUGCUCGCUAAGCGUGUGCAUGAGGAACGUGAGAAGAGAACCGAGUUGAGGAAGAGACGGGCCUCCUCGAUGAGGAAGGAGUAG
Messenger RNA from Cladophialophora psammophila CBS 110553, 723 nucleotides. RefSeq names its product 40S ribosomal protein S6-B. The record is from RefSeq and is a predicted model, not a curated record. Gene Ontology annotation, molecular function: structural constituent of ribosome. Gene Ontology annotation, cellular component: ribosome. Gene Ontology annotation, biological process: translation. The transcript has 4 exons. The coding region runs from base 1 to 723 and encodes 240 amino acids. Lineage: Eukaryota; Fungi; Ascomycota; Eurotiomycetes; Chaetothyriales; Herpotrichiellaceae.